Molecule: messenger RNA, 1662 nt
Organism: Alternaria atra
Lineage: Eukaryota; Fungi; Ascomycota; Dothideomycetes; Pleosporales; Pleosporaceae
Exons: 3
Coding region: 1-1662 (553 amino acids)
Source: RefSeq, a predicted model, not a curated record
AUGCCCCAAACUACCAACGAGCCGCCCGCGGAUUCGGGAACACCAGUCCCGAGGAAACUUGUCCUCUGUUUCGAUGGCACUGGAAACGUGUUCGAGGGCAACACCUCGGAUACCAACAUUGUCAAACUAUACGACAAGUUUGACAGGAAAGACCCCAUGCAGUACCACUACUACCAAACCGGAAUUGGCACAUACACUGUCGAUGGGGGUCCUAUCAACAAGGGUCCCAUUGGUAAAAUCCAGUCGUGGAUCUCUAAAACCAUCGACAACGGUUUUGCUACUACCUUCGAUGCCCAUGUUAUCGCAGGCUAUCGCUUCAUCAUGAAGUACUACAAGGAGGGGGACAAGAUCUAUUUGUUCGGCUUCUCAAGGGGUGCCUUUACCGCCCGCUUCCUUGCGCGCAUGAUAUACAAAGUUGGCCUGCUUUCUGAAGGCAAUGAGGAGAUGGUCCCUUUUGCAUACGAUCUGUAUCAACAGUAUGAGAAAGGCAAGCAACCCAACCCUGAGCAGGAGCAGAAAAAUUCUGCACAAGCAAAAGAGCCAGCCCACAAGGCGACCAAGAGCUCGGAAACUGAGCCCCUCAUCAAUUCCAACAGCGCGGGCGCGGACCAAUAUGUGAAACCCGACGCGCAACAGCUGAAGAAGAACAAGCUUAAUGCUUUCAAAGAGACUUUCUGCCGUGCAGAGGGUGCUGACAAUUCAGGCGUUAAAGUGCACUUCUUGGGCAUAUUUGACUGCGUCAGCAGUGUCGCAGUCUUAGAUAGCCCCUUCGGCAAGCCUCCUAAGGCUGUCUCUGUUUUCGGAACUGCUCGUCACGUUCGCCAUGCCGUCGCUGUUGAUGAGCAUCGCGUCAAGUUCAAAGCAGCGCUGCUCCAUCAAGACCUUCGCCUCCCUGAUGCUGAUAAAGAAAAGAUCAAAGAAGUCUGGUUCCCCGGAAAUCACGGCGACAUUGGUGGAGGAUGGCCAGCUCCGUAUGUUGAAGGCGAGAUCCAACCCAAGCCCUGGUGGCGAAGAGUAUUUCUAUCCUGGAAGGACCCUAUCCCCUCUAAUCGGGGCACGGAUCCCUAUCAGAUGAGCGAUGUGCCUCUUGCUUGGAUGAUCCGCGAGUUGGAGAUGCUAGGAGAAAAGGAUCCAAAAUCAGCAAUCAAAUGGAACUGGAAAAAGAACGGGUUCAAGGAAAACUUCUUCCUGAAAAUACGCCAAGCGUACGAAAGCCCGAUGCAUGACACACUCAAGAUCGGAGGUGGAGCCUCACUGUUCAAAGUCAUGCUGUGGAACUUCAUGGAACGGCUGCCGUUCCGACGUUGGGAAUAUAUAUGGGACAAGAAGGACUCCAAGUACAAGUGGGAUUAUAUUGCAUGGCCAUUGAAUAGGGGAUGGGCACGAGACAUUCCUGAAGGGGCACUUUUGCAUGCCUCUCUUCUGAAGCGACUAGAGAGUGACAGGCAUACAAUGACAGGUGACAAACUUUUGGAGGAAGGUGAGAAGGGUUCGAAGUAUCUUCCGUCCAACAAUCAAGGGGACGAUCAUAUCUCACCUUGUUUGGAGCCUGACAAUUUUAAACCCAAGAAGAAAUCGGAGGAUAAGGGCAGGACAUUUGAGGGCGUGGUUGAGCCUCCUGGUAUCCACAGCAUUUAUAAGCUCAAGAGCCAUGACGGGUAA